Molecule: messenger RNA, 1089 nt
Organism: Culex quinquefasciatus (southern house mosquito)
Lineage: Eukaryota; Metazoa; Arthropoda; Insecta; Diptera; Culicidae
Product: speckle-type POZ protein-like
Exons: 2
Coding region: 309-1013 (234 amino acids)
Biological process (GO): regulation of proteolysis; proteasome-mediated ubiquitin-dependent protein catabolic process
Cellular component (GO): cytoplasm
Molecular function (GO): ubiquitin protein ligase binding
Source: RefSeq, a predicted model, not a curated record
UGCGAAGACUGACAACAAAAACGAUCAAAUACGUCGAAAAACUUGAUCGUUUUGCCACGGUUCUUUUUACAACGGUUUGUCAACGGGUUUCCUGUGCGUAUUUUCCACAAUGGAUCCAGCCCAGUCCUGCGAGUUUGAUUUCAAGUCAUCCGCUUUUACAAAUAAACUUUUGUUUAAGAACUGUUCCAGCGUACUAACGGGUCCGGUGGAAUCAAAAAAGUUUUUUGGAACAACAACUCAUUCGUCUACAAUUGUUUCCUGGCAUUACAUAGUUCAACUGGGAGCAGUCAAUACAACAAUUGAGGUACAUGACAUCCGGAAUCAUCAAGGCCGGCUCGCGGAUUGGAGAUGAAUUAAAAAUAUCUCGGGAUUCUACCAGGAGUUAUCUCAUUCAGGGCGGCAUUGAUUUAACGCUGUCGAUUCACGAACUAGCUCAGGAAGACGUUCAACAGCCAAUCCAGCCAACGGUUCCACUCCCGGAUUCACAGCUUCUAGACCAUUUCGCGGUUCUGCUAGAAAGCGAAAAGUUCACCGACGUUACGAUAAUCGUCGGAAAGAAGGAAUUUCUCGCCCACAAGGCCAUUUUGGCGGCACGCAGUCCGAUUUUUGCGGCCAUGUUUGAGCACGAGAUGCAGGAAUCCAAAGAAAACCGGGUCACAAUCGAGGACGUUAAGCCGCGGGUUUUCCAGGAAGUACUGCGAUUCAUCUACACCGGAAUCGUUAAGGAACUGGAUCAACUUGCCAACGAGUUGCUGGCCGUUGCCGAUAAAUAUGCUCUGGACAAACUCAGGACACUCUGCGAGGAACAACUGGGAUCGACGCUGUCUGUGGAAACGGUUACGAGGACGCUCUACCUCGCCGAUUUGCACCACGCGGAGCAGCUGAAGCAGCAGGCAGUGCAGUUUAUCUCACUGAACAUUAAGGCCAUUCCAGCGGCGGACUGGCAAUCCAUCAUCGCCACAAACCCGGCGUUGGCCGCUCAAAUGUUUGCCCAAAUGGCACGAUUGAAUUAGGGAUGGGAAGUUUAGCAUUGAAGGGCAAUGCAUCGUCGCUACUGAGCAAUAAAAUCAUCAAAAACUUCAAUCAGCA